GGCGCAAAGGGGGUGCUUGCGAGAACCCUCGCAAGCUCUAAAAUCACAAAUGGGACACACUACCGUACUCGUAGACUUAACAACACGCGCAAAUGAAGGCCACGAGACCGCAAGUCCACAUGAAGUGCGCCAUUUGGAACAGGGUCUAUAUAACACGCACGCACGCACGCACACACACACACACACACCUACCUGAGCGAUCACCUUUACCUGUUUGACCACAGCUUUUCAAAUAUGGGAAACUUCUUGGCUCUUUUCUCUCAUCUUUUCGAGAAAAAACAAAUUAGGUUGUUAAUGGUUGGUCUGGAUGCAGCAGGAAAGACCACAAUCCUCUACAAACUCAAACUGGGGGAAGUUGUCACAACAAUUCCAACUAUUGGUUUUAAUGUUGAGACAGUUGAUUGCAAAAACAUCUCCUUUACUAUUUGGGAUGUCAAUGGUCAAACCAAAAUUAGAGCCCUUUGGAAACACUACUAUCACACGGCAAAGGGUCUGAUCUUUGUAGUGGACAGCAGUGACCGUGAAAGGAUUGAAACAGCUGCAGAAGAACUCAGUAUGAUGCUGCAGGAGGAUGAGAUGAGAGAUGCAGUUUUGUUAGUUCUUGCUAAUAAGCAGGAUUUACCCAAAGCCAUGCCAGUCCAUGAGCUGACAGAGAGACUGGGUUUACACGCACUCAGAUCAAGACAGUGGUAUGUUCAGGCGACGUGUGCGGUUCAAGGGUCAGGUUUAUAUGAAGGACUGGAUUGGCUCUCUGAUCAGCUGUCCAAACGAUAAAAAACACUUUUUUGUUUUGGCCUGAAGUGCACUUGAAGAAAACACACAAACAGAAUUUUUAUAUAUACAUGUACAGUCUCCAACUGUAUUUUUAUUAUGAGAUAUUUAAGAUCUCUUUUUGUUAAUAGUACUGUAUAAUUUGUAUUGUUAAUUACUAUUAUUAUUUUUUUCACAAUGUUUGGCCUAUUUUAGGUCUUAUUCUGUGGUGUGAGGAUGUCAAAAGAAAAAGCAUAUGUUUGCCUGAAAUAUGUAUCUGUGCCUUUCAAAUAGCUCUAAUA
Molecule: messenger RNA, 1052 nt
Organism: Myxocyprinus asiaticus (Chinese sucker)
Lineage: Eukaryota; Metazoa; Chordata; Actinopteri; Cypriniformes; Catostomidae
Product: ADP-ribosylation factor 5-like
Exons: 6
Coding region: 235-774 (179 amino acids)
Biological process (GO): vesicle-mediated transport; intracellular protein transport
Cellular component (GO): cytoplasm; plasma membrane
Molecular function (GO): GTPase activity; GTP binding
Source: RefSeq, a predicted model, not a curated record